Rhizophagus irregularis DAOM 181602=DAOM 197198 is the source of this 297-nucleotide messenger RNA. RefSeq lists its product as uncharacterized. Lineage: Eukaryota; Fungi; Glomeromycota; Glomeromycetes; Glomerales; Glomeraceae. The record is from RefSeq and is a predicted model, not a curated record.
AUGUGGGAUAUUGGAUGUUUAUAUGAUUUUACAUUUUUAAUGAAGAAUCAAGUACUGAAACAAAUAACUGGGAGAGCUUUAUUAGAAUUCAAAGUGCUUAUUUGGGAACCAAGGAAUGAGUUACAAAUAAAGGAAGAAAAGCGAUGCGGUAUUAGCGGUAAAGAUAAAAAAGCUAAGUCACAUAGUAAACGCACUGAAGUGGGUGUUAAAGAUGUUGGCUGUAAGAUAUUAGAAAGUAAUUGGAAUAAAUGGAAUGAUUUGGCAUUCUAUCGAGGUGGUCAUUGGGCAAAUUUUUAG